AACGCUUUUGAAAGCCGGGCUGGGGCGUCGUUGUCGUCCCUGAGGGGGAGGAGGAGGCGGUACAGGCAGAGAGGCAGAGGGAGACGACGACGAGGAGGAAGAGGAGGGCGCCGGGGGGACGAAGAGGAGCGCAAUUCGAGUUGCGAAAAUGAGGGCGAUGAUGAUGCGACCGGCGGCCGUGUCGCAAUCGCAAUCGCGAUCGGGCGCGAAGACGUUGGUGGCCGCGCCGCCGUUCGGCAAGAGCAGCGGCGGCGUCGUGGUCGUCGUGCCCGUUGCGCAGGGGCGCCACUGGGAGGAGCUGAAGAGCGGCAAGGGGAGCGUAUCGUGGCGCCUGCGCUGGCGCGUGCAGCCGGCGCGGCACCAGGCGCACCAGGGCUCCGGCUGGCGCGUCUUCGCCGUGCAAGCGCCGACCACCAAGCGCAAUGUGAACUGGAUCCUUGAAUCCGUCGGGGAUGGUGAUUGCGCCCAUUUAGACGCUGCCGUGCCUCUUCCUGGCUCUUUCGAGUUGGCCUCGGAGUCUGCUAUUGUGGGGCGUGCCGGGGGUAAGGCGGACAUUUUACUCGGGGUUGCCACGGUUUCGUCAAUGCAUGCCCGUUUGGAGAAAAGAGGGGAUGUUUUGUACGUGACCGAUCUUGACAGCACCAACGGAACCUACCUCGAUGGAAGGAGGAUUAGGCCUGGAGCUGUCACUCCCGUCGAUCCAGGAAGCAUCCUAGUAUUCGGUGAUGAGCAUUUGGCAGUUUUCCGAGUGGGAGUCGAAGAGGCGAAGGAAGCAGAACCUCAAGAAAGUGAAGUAUCCGAGGAGAGCCCUUCGGCGUAAUGUUUUCCUUGCAUCUUAUCCUUUGAAGGCCAGAACUAGUUGUUUGCUUAUUGUCAACCUUGGGCGGUCGAGCUUCUUGUGAAGAAGUCUGAAGUAUUGUGCGAGCGGUUAGUCGGUCGUCUACACCACUCUUCUGCAAGGAGAUUUCUUCUGAAAGAGUAUCGGUCACUACCUUUUAAACGCGACGUACUAAUGCCUCAGACCAGUUAUAAAAUAUUGUACAUAACAAACGAAGUCCGAUCUCGACGAUUUCUCCUCUCC
Molecule: messenger RNA, 1081 nt
Organism: Marchantia polymorpha subsp. ruderalis
Lineage: Eukaryota; Viridiplantae; Streptophyta; Marchantiopsida; Marchantiales; Marchantiaceae
Source: the annotation of a GenBank genome assembly